Messenger RNA from Balaenoptera musculus (blue whale), 2429 nucleotides. RefSeq names its product WD repeat domain 93 (gene WDR93). Gene Ontology annotation, molecular function: protein binding. The transcript is spliced from 17 exons. The record is from RefSeq and is a predicted model, not a curated record. Bases 84 to 2174 code for a protein of 696 amino acids. Gene Ontology annotation, biological process: electron transport chain. Lineage: Eukaryota; Metazoa; Chordata; Mammalia; Artiodactyla; Balaenopteridae.
CAGACUCAGACCCAGAUAGUCUCUCCUCACUUUGCACUGGAAACAUCACAAAUGUACUCUAGCAGUUUUGCAGAAUUUCAUAGAUGUUUCCAGCACCACCUUCUGUGAUGACAUCUCCCAAAGGAAGUCGAGCCCAGAAGCUGAAGCUGCCCACUUUAACACGAAAGGGGACACUGGAGGUGCCGUCCCCUACAGAGGAGGACUGGUCUAAGGAUGAUGAAGAGGACUGGGUCUUCAAGGGUCCAGAUCAAGAGCAGGAUUCCCUACCUCAGCCUUAUCGAAUGAUCAACAAGCUAGUGAACUUUCUGUUUGACCACUCGUGGGAAAUUAUUGAGGAGAGGGAAGCAUCGAGGAAAGCUGAGCUCAGCCGCAUCCAGCCCACCAUCUACCCUCCACUUCUAGAAAGCAAGCUCAACAAAAUGCCAAAUUGUAUGGCUAUUUCCCAAGACUAUGUGUUUAUUGGAGGAACCAAAGGAUUCUCCAUCUAUAAUCUGUACAGUGCUAAACGAAUAUAUGUUUGGGAGAAGCUUAAGGUUGAUGUCACUUCCAUCUGGGCCACAGAUUUGGGGAGUGAAAUACUUAUUGCUUCUGUGGAUGAAAUGGGUAUCAUUAGACUAUUUUAUUUUUAUAAGGAUGGUCUUUACCUCAUCAAAGCCAUCAAUGAAGCGGAUGAUACCAGCAAGCAAACCACCUGUAUAAAGAUGGAGAUUUCUGAAGGAGGGGACUUUGCAGCCUUCCUCCUACAAGGAGCCGGAGAUAUUUGGCUGGAUGUGUAUAAAUUGCCUAAGGAGUCUUGGCUCAAGGAAGUGGAGCACCCCCAACUCACCAUAAAUCCAAAGAAAAAAGUCAGACAGCUGCAACUGAACACUCUUGAUCCCGUGACUGCAGAUAAUUUAGAAACGGAUAUAAACAUUUCUUUUAGAGGAGAUGUUAAGUUGAGUCUUCCGGUUUACAUAAUGAAAAUCAAACCACCCAAACCAGUUGCAGGUACCACAUUUAAAAGCCCCCUGGAAGUCUUUGCAAAGAUAGAGGACUGCUGUGGGCUGGGCUCUGGGCAGAAUCACUUCAUCAAGGACAGUCAGUGGGAGCAGCAGGCGGCAAUCUUCAACGCCACCUUCAAGAAGUACCUGGAUGGGGAGUGGGAGGAGGAGCCGCUCAGUAUGGCCACGUUCCACUUCCUCCUUCCUAGCUGCAUAAUUGCAAUGCCAGUGGAAGUCAAGAGCCCCCCAGGGGUAGCCUGUGUCAUUGGCGUACACUGGACUGGGAGUCACAACUUCUUCCUCUAUUCACUUAACCGAACGCUGAAGGAUAAAGCUGACCCCGAGGGCGUGUGGCCCUGUGCUGCACCCAUUGCGGUGUCUCAGCUCAGCUGCUGCUACUCCUACCUGGUGCUGGCCUGCGAGGAUGGUGUGCUCACACUGUGGGACCUAGCCGAAGGACUCUCUCUUGGGGUCAUCGCUCUUCCUGAAAGAUGUCUCUGCCAAAGCAUUCACUUCCUGAAAUACUUCUUAGUCCACAAAGGACAGAACAUGUAUCCCGAGGGUCCAGUGAGAUCCCAAAUGAAAUGUGUGGUACUGUGUACAGAUGCUUCUCUCCAUCUGGUGGCAGCCACGGGGACCCAAAGACCCACCCUCAGUGUGCUGGUGGAGAGGCCUGUGAAGCACCUGGAUGAAGCCAUCUGUGCAGUGGCCCCAGUCCAAGCUUUACCUGGCAUGGUGCUGAUCUUUUCCAGCAAUGGCUCUGUACACCUCAUGGAUGUGGCCAAGCCGCAGAUCGUCUGCGCCUUUGCUCCCCCAAGGUCCUACCACCUGGCGGUCCCCUGGAAGCCAGUGUUUGGCGUGUCUUUACACCACCCGUGUUUCCUGCUCCGAGGAGACCAUCCAGAUGAAAUUGGAUCUGCCAGCCAAGCCGAGGACAUCCCAAAUUCUAUUUUCUAUUUUAAUUUCGAGGCCUACCCACUCCUGGAACAAAUCUCAAGAAAUUGCACCAUUCCUCAAGCUAAUGUGUUGGAUGACACAACUUUCCCCCAGGUGUUGCCCUUGGAGGAAAGAUGCGAGAAUUUCUUCCAAAAGAGCUUUCAGAAGCCGGUGAAGAACAAGGUGAAAGAACAGGAGCACUGGACCCGGCUGCAGAGGUAUUCCUUGCUUCUCCAAAGAGAGAACCUCAAGAAGUGACAGGGCUGCCGCCCUGGGCUCUCUGAAAAGGUUGGCAGCAGGCAGGCUUUGCCCUGGAAUGCUGUGAGGUCAAGAGACACGGUGACAAAGGGCUGCAGCUCAGUAGGCCUAAGGGGCCUAGACUUGCAGUCUGGGACCUCUGCAGAGCCAGCAAGGGGAGAGGCCCAGUUUGGGGGGCCUUCAACCACUAAGCCACUUGGAAUCCUCAGGCGGGCAGAUGUGUCACCUAAAUAAACAGCGAUAUUGUCUCCAGAC